Biomphalaria glabrata is the source of this 9140-nucleotide messenger RNA. RefSeq lists its product as uncharacterized. The record is from RefSeq and is a predicted model, not a curated record. NCBI's taxonomy places the organism in Eukaryota, Metazoa, Mollusca, Gastropoda, Planorbidae. The transcript is spliced from 6 exons. Gene Ontology annotation, biological process: multicellular organism development; Notch signaling pathway. Gene Ontology annotation, cellular component: membrane. The coding region runs from base 450 to 7652 and encodes 2400 amino acids.
UGUAGCCAGUAUAAAAGCUUCGGACGUCUAAACCCAGACACAUGAACACUAGCCACUUGGAACGGGAUAAACUAUGCUCCUAGUUUCUAAUACAUCUUCAGACCAUUACAGUGAUUUCUAUUUGGACUUUAUACACUUUGUUCAUUCUAAAGCGUGCUACUAUUCAUUUCGUUCUAGUCAAUAAAGGAAUACUAAAUGAUUAAAACAGAAGUUAAGUCAAAGGAUAAACUACGCUGCUUCAACUAAUACAAAGAAUAGUUCUGUUUGAAGAAUUGUCUAAUGAACAAUUUCUUUUGGUUCAGAAUUGAAAAUAGUAAAAAAAGAAAGCGAAAAGCCUCUAAUUUUAAACGUUUUUCUGUCAUUAAGGAGUAUUUCUAAUUGACUAUGUGUUUUCACAUCUAAACAAAGUGUGGAGCUCUACAAGUGUCUGUGUCAUUGAGUCAGCUGAAAUGUUCUUUCAAGAAGUCUUGCUACACUCUGUUCUAGUGAUGUUCUAUCAGGUACAAGGCGUCUAUUCCAGCGGAGUGUUGACUGUUAGGCUUGGAGAAUUCAAAAAUCCUUCGGGUCGUACAUAUGAUGGAACAUGUUGUGACCCGUUGGCCAGACAGGAUGACCCAUUGUGCAGCGACCAGUGUGAUUACGUAAUGAGGCUUAUAGUGACAGGGCUUGGCAGAGCCAACGAUCACGUGUUCUUGUUUCAUCGACCUUUGAAAUACGACAGCAACAACAUUGAAUUUGACCACAAGGACAACAAUUUGUUACUUACAGUUUUGUUUGACCACUGGCCAGAAGACGGUCUGGUGAAGAUGAACGCAUUCUUUUACGACUACGAUGACUUUGACCAUACGACUACACUGGUGGACUGGUUCGAGACUGAUCUCAAACAAAGCAACUUCACGUCUGCUAGUGGCGCGGUGUGGGGACAGUAUCAACAGCAGACUGUGGUGGGCAACAGACAUCUGGAUAAAACCUUGCUUACUUUUGAUUGGUCAAUUAUGCACCCGGAAGAUGAACUAGACACACCCAGCAUAGAAGAAUAUGACCAGGAAAUGAAAGAAACGGACUUAAUCACUACCCGAUCAAAUAUUGUGAAAGACAAUUCGGUAUUUCGACAGGAAUCAGUUGAGGUAACAGACACUACGGACACUGGCUAUAGUUUUACCGAACACCCAACAAAGGUUUCUACAAACUCAGAAGCAGACAAUAACGUGAUGAAAUCAGGCGAGGAAAUACAGACGAAUAAUGUCAAGUUUAAAGAGCCAAAUAUUAAUCUUAAAGAUGAAAACAUAGAUACAAAUACCAUUAUAGAUGAAAUAAUUUACAAAGGUAACUCUCCAAUCAAGGAAGAAACCAUUAUUUUUGAAAAACAAAACUUUGAUCAAGAAAAUAGCCAGAAAAUCGAUUCGAGUGGUUUUCAAAAUAAAAUCUCACUCGAAGCAUUGUCAGACGCUGAUAAAUCUAAAUCUAAAAUUAGUUCUCCAUACAGAUCAAGUAAUGUCGUAAGUAAUAUACCAGUAGCUAUUAUGGGAACCAAGUAUUCUGUGACAUUACUACCAACAGUGUCCAAUAGUAGUCAACAAACGAAUGUGUACUCUCGUUUAACUACAGCGUCCUUAGCAACCAAGGCUUCUGAUAACAAUUUUACAUCAAACGAAAACAUUAUGUCUUCAAGUGUUGCACCAACUCUGACGUUAAUAGGUCUAUCUUUAGAUGACUACAGUUCCACUCUUAGUUCUAACAACAACGAGAGAAAUAAGUCUGGUGAACUUUUAAUGUUAUCUUCAUUAGACAACAUACAUGAAAAACCGCAGGGCCAGUUUGAAACAACGAGUAGUCCCAGCAGAACUAAUCAGAACUCUUCCGAAGACGAAAUGAAUAACAAACUAGAUAGAUCUAGUGUUACACAAGAAACAGCGCCACCUACAGCUAGAACUCAACAGAACGUCUCCACAAGUCAACAUGUUACUCAGAAGAACUUAUUCUUUACUACGCUGUCUUUCAAUCUUGAAGACGACCUCCCAAUGUUCAUAUUUCCUCCUCGUGCUCCAGAAACCCCUUACAAUCAUCCCAGACGAGACCAUCAAACAACGGACAUUAACUCUCGCCACUUUCUGGAGAAUGUUUAUAUAAGUAACGUACCAUCUAGUGCCAAUACGACCGUCUCGUCUGCAAGUGUAAGUAAUGCCACAUCCAACAUGUCUACCCAAAACUCUGAAGACCACUUAGCAGUUCAUCCAUCGGCAGUCACUUGGCCUGUAAUGUUAACUUAUUUAUCUCAGGAUCAAAAUCAUUCCACCAAAGACUCUUCCUUUGUUUUACAGCCAUUGCUUGGCAACACUGACACUACCACCAAGCAAGACGAGAUAUUUCAAUCAAAGCAUUUGAAGGAAAUGAUGGAAUUAACUGAAGUUAAUGUAGGCGCAGUAAUCAGCACAUUAGCAGACGACAUACACCCAGCCAACGUUUCAAUCAAAAAGUACAUGGCAGACAUGACUUUAUCAAAAGACAAGACGGUCGACAUCGACGAUGACAUAAAGCAUGAGUCUACUGAAUCGAACGUCCAUGAAUCAAUCUCUGGAAAAAAUGAAAACGAGGCCCCAAAGUUGUGGUACAACGCGAAAAAAUUUCAAAAAAGCAACAGAGAGUUGCUUCAUGACAACAUUCAGGUACUGAAAGCAGUGAAGUUUCAAACAGCAGCUCCCGUCAUGUGGUUUGUCACUGCACAAAGACCACUGACUCAGAUAAAGAGUCAAUUUUCAGAAUUUAUCGACGACAUUAUUCCUGAAAUAUCAGCUUCAUCAUUAACAGUUGCCAACUCAAGAGAACUCCCAGAUAUUGUCAAACAGAAAGAUAAUGCAUUCUACACCAACGCUAUUUUAAACUCGACUAAAAAUGAGCAGUCAACGGACUCUAGCCAGAAGCUUAAUAUUAAAGAAAUGGAUGUCUUGGCGAAAACUGCUAAUAAAAAUGCUUCAACAUCAAAGGUACGACCAAGUCAGUUAAACAAAAAAGCGGACAUGAUUAACAGUGUCGCUUCUAUUGAAUCUCCUAAGGACAGAAGUCAAGCAAAGCUCCCAAUGGAACAUUUACCAGCUCUAAAGGACAAUGUCAAUGACGGUGAACGUCGAACAAGUCAAGUGACACCAACAGUCAUGACAAAUCAGAAAAGAAAUACUUUUCAGAAACUAAGCGAUAUUCAUGAUCAGACAACCAUUAGAAGCGAUGCUGUAGAUCUAACUAGAAAGGCAGAAAUAUUAAAAAGUGGCACCACCUUUGCUGACAAAACAAAUAACGGUAAAAAUGUAGAUACAUUUAUUUCUAAACAGACGGAACCAUUUUCUUCCUUUGAAAUCACUCCAAAAGUAACAUUUUCUCUGGACUUAAGAAAUGUCAACAUCAAUGAUAAAGCAGAUGCCAACACAAAUAAUUUUAAACUGGACUCUAAAGAUGAAGCCAAGAAAUACCCAGCCAUCUACAGCUCUAACACAUUACAAGAUGAAUCUCUUGCAGCGACUUAUGUUGGCACAACGAGGAAGCCGAUUGAUACAAUUAAAGAUGAAACUGUAGCAUCAAAUUUUUUUACAGGCCAGAUCUUGAGUUACCAGUCUAAGGACUACAAAGAUGGCGCUGCUCAAGAAAAGAUUGUUGUAGACGACAUAUUUGAAAUGCAGCAUGACUAUCGUGAUAGAGACGCCGCAAAGACUAAUGUCAAAAUAACUAACACUUCAGAACACGGGCAGAUUGAUGAACACUAUUUCAAGGGAGAUCAGUCUAGAGUGGAAAAAGCUGAACCGGAUGACAGGAGUGCUGCCAGAUCACUCCAAGUGAUUCAUUCCACAAACAAAGUCAAGGCCAGCCAAGACGAAACAACUAAUAUUUACCUACAGUUUUUAAUGAACACUGACCCUUACAAUAACAGAAACAAUUCUGCUGAAAGUGUUGAGGCUAAAAAAGACGUUAAAAAAAUGGAUACAGCACUUGACAAAAUUGAAUGGAACACAAUUCUUAGUAAAACGGAAGACUUUGUGAACAUAAAUGAGCAGACGACUAGAAGGAAUGACAUCAAAGUUCAGCCAAUAGAUGGUAUACUAUCAACAACUGUAACUCCAACGAAAAUAGAUGAAACCGUUCAAAGUCUCAAACCAAAAGUUCUCCAACAAUCUGCACCUAAUCCCAACUUCUUGUCCAAUAAUAUUGGAGCUCGUGACGUUGAGAUUCACACGUUCAAAGACAACGUUUGGACGACAACAAUGGCUAGCUGGCCAAUCACAGACCAGGAGCUCUCCAAUCAAUUAAAAAUAAAUAAAGAGACUGACGAUACUUUGGACUUUUAUAGCAACAAGAUGAACCAGAAAUCUGACAAUUUAGAAUCAGCCAAUCAUAUGUUUGAAUCUCAAGAGAAUAGCAAGGAAGCACAUGACAUGAAUUUAAAAACUAAAGGCACAGAAGAAUUACAUUUUAAAUCUCAAAGUAAUAAAUAUAAUAAACAUUUUCACCAAGAAAAAAUUGAGGACACAAAAACAUUUUCUUAUUUAGCAACUAAAGAUUCCAGCCAUCAUUUAGAUCAAAGCAACCUGUCUAACGAAGAACAGCAGGAUUCUAUAAAAUACGGAACACCAGUAACAGAAAACGUCUUGCAUAGUCAGUCAACAUCCGACAGAUACACAAGUGGAACUUCUUCUUUCGAGCGCCAAGUGACUCGACCAACAUUAGGUGCUAAUAAUGUUGCUAAAAGCCUUACUGAAGUCACCAACAACCCUCAAACAAAUCCGACAAACUUUGACUACACUGCCAACAUUCUCACAAGCUCUGUUGAUGUUAAAGACAGUCAAGUUAAUGAAGUAACACAAGACUUCAACGAGCCCCACAGAACUAUCGAAAGGAUUGUAUUGACAAGUCAGACCACUGAGGAAAGACCUCCCACAGGAAGUGCGACACCGAAAACUAUGACCGAAAAAGCUGAAGAGAAAACAGCCAUUGAAAGUUCUACAAGGAAAUUUCAAUCCACUGCUGAACAAACUACAGGGAAAUCUCAAUCCAAUACUGAACAAACUACAGGGAAAUCUCAAUCCAAUACUGAACAAACUACAGGGAAAUCUCAAUCCAAUACUGAACAAACUACAGGGAAAUCUCAAUCCAAUACAGCACAAACUACAGGGAAAUCUCAAACCAUUACUGAACAAACUACAGGGAAAUCUCAAACCAUUACUGAACAAACUACAGGGAAAUCUCAAUCCAAUACAGAACAAACUACAGGGAAAUCUCAAACCAUUACUGAACAAACUACAGGGAAAUCUCAAACCAUUACUGAACAAACUACAUGGAAAUCUCAAUCCAAUACUGAACAAACUACAGGGAAAUCUCAAACCAAUACUGAACAAACAACAGGGAAAUCUCAAACAGCAACUAGUUUUACUAAUGUGUACAUAUCGACAACGCCAUCUCUCAGGGUUGCAACAUCUAAGAAUGUAGCAAGUGUUUCCAAAACCCAGAAAAUCAAUGACCCGUUUGAUCUGAUGAGUUUGUUUAUGGCUAACAUCAAGCUUUUGAACAUUCCAGUUACGACUGAGGAAAUGGCGAAUGUAGCAGGUAGUGUUACACCAUCAAUGUCUGAAAAAUAUGAAAAAACCUUUCAAAACGGUGGUUCUUUUAACCAGCAGAUAGAAGAAAAGGAUUUAUUCGACAGAACAUAUUUGAACGAAGAGAAAUAUAAAAUAAUAAAAGACUUACCCACGACAUCUAAAACUUUAAAUUAUAAAGAUCAAGACAGCACUAGAAUUGUACUAAGCACAGAAAGCAGUAGGCCUACACCAUUUGUACUUUAUAGUGCAGCAGUAGACAGGGGUGUUGAAUUGAACCAGAAUAGAAAGGCGACAUUAGCGGAAAGUAAUUUACUACAAGCUGAGCCAGAUGGUCUUACUGAUCAGCAGGGCGAGAAGUAUUUGGACAAGCCAGAUAUGUCUGAACACGAAACACUUAAUACAAAUGAUUUAGAAGAUAAGACAAAUUCAAAACUGGCCAACAAACAGAAAGUUGAGGAAUCAAAAAGUACACUGAUACCAGGGGACAUACAUUUAAUACAAAAACACGGUAAUAAAAAUAACCAAGAAACAAUAAGGACAAAUUUCAAACCGGAUGAACAAAGCAAACCUGAAACAACAACGCAAAAGGUAACUGAACAGAACAAUCCAGAAACAACAACGCAAAAGGUAACUGAACAGAACAAUCCAGAAACAACGACGCAAAAGGUAACUGAACAGAACAAUCCAGAAACAACAACGCUAAAAGUUAACGAACAGACCAAAGUAGAACAAACAGCUCAGAAACAAACUGAACAGAACCAACCAAAUGCAAAAACAAACGAACAAUACAGUUUAGCUGAUCAAACCAAAGAUGAACAACGAGAUGAGUACAGGUCAGAAGAAACAUCCCAGGUAAUGAUGACCCAGGUCGAAUUAGAAAAUAGAAACAUGUUUAAUACAGCGGAAGUAAACAGAUCAAAAGAAGAAAUGUUGAUGAAACAUGUCCAACAGUUAGAAAAUAUGACACAGAAUUCAAUCGAACAAAACAAAGACAAACAAACCAACCAAAUAUUUGAACAAAACAUACAAGUUGAAAUAUCAACAGAGUCCUUACCUGAAUCAGAACAAAUCAUCACACAUUCAAUAGAGCAACUAACUAGACAGUCAAUAGAUCAAACUACCUUUCAAGAACUAACAACAUUUAACCCCGAUAAUUUACAAAAACAAUCAGAUUUUUCUUCAAUCGAAUCCACGUCAGAAUCGAGAUCACGUGAUGUUGAAUCUCCAGAGGGAAACACUCCCUCAGACAUCAAGGCAUUGUCGUCUGACACCCCUACAAACGAAAUGGGAUUGACAUCCGAACUGAUAUUUGGUAAUAAAGUUGCAGCAACCAAAACUUAUCAAUUAAGUCAUUCUAGAAAUCUUAAGUCCAACUUGCUACCUGGCAUAUUACAACCUGUUCUUUAUGUCCCUCCUUUAAAAGAAACCAAGAUGGCUGCUGUGGACAGCAUUAUUCCAAAACGAACUGUCAACACAGAGAUGAAGACUUUGCCUGAACAUGGCUUCAAACUUCAUGCUAGCGUUCAGAACGAUGGAAAUGUACAUCAUUCAUCACUUCAGGAAUUGCCAACUUUGCAGCUCUCUGGAGCCAAAUCUGGGACGAAAAGAACGAAUAUCCAAGCCAAAAUAAACUUAGACAAGUUAAGAGACUACAUGCAAAUAAUUCGUUAUCGACCCACCGUUAAAGUGCCUAACCACGGCCUCUAUACGCCCAAGAGUGAAGUGCUCAAUCUGACUGAGUUCACUGCCCUAGUGCUGCCCAAAUCAGUGGAACGCUAUGGAUCAACGUACCAACCACUGGUAGGAGUCAGCACCGUCUUUACACGUUACUGGCCUGCUGUCUUGGGUGUUACCAUAGGGACAACAUUCUUGUUGACGGCUUUGAUCACAUCUAUACUCUGUAGACAACGAAGACUACUAAUUCAAAGAGCGAGGUGGCUGGACUCGCCCCAGCAUCUAAGUGAACCUCCAGACCCAAGUGAAUACGCCACAUCAUCAGCUGCCUCCUUAACCAGCGAUUUAACUAGAUCAUCAGUCAACUUAAUAGGAUCACGCCAUGGUUCACGGUAGACUACAAGGGUUCUUGUCCAGAUGUCAUUUUUCCAGGUUAAACAUCAAGUCCGGCCAUUCCGAGUCAUCACUGAAUCUAGAUGAUGACAGACGAGUUACUGUCCAUUGAUUCACGUCUCGUCAUCCCUGGUACACAAGCCUUAUCCAAUGAACAUGAUACAGCUACUUCAAAUUUCUGACACAAAAACGAACUAAUUUAAAGUGGCCAACCAAACGUCACAAUAAAAACCCUGCUUUCACGCCCCCCUUUUUUUGUACAUAUUAUAUAGAGCUAGUCUUAAACGAAUGCUAUUUAAGUCACAUGUACUUUCAUUAAAUGCAGAGGCUUGAUCUUUUUAAUAGCCUGAUAUGUGGAACCUUCUAAAACACCCAUCUUUCUUACUAAUAUCAAAAGGGUGUGUCAGCGGGAUAUUUUGGGACCUGCAAUAGAAAUAAGACAUAAAUCGGGACUUUUGAAGAGUUUGCUAUGCAGUGAUUUCACCAAUGAGGUUCCCCUCCCGCAAUAUUUAACGAAAUUGACUAAUAAACAUUCCAUUCAAAAGACAUGUCAAGAUAUUCUCUCUUACUACUCUACUUAAUAAAUCCUAAAAAUAGAACUUAAAUGGAGAUUUUCACGGAACUAAGUAAGGUCAAGGUCGCUAAAUUGAAAUCGCCAACUGAAAGCCACCAAUAGAAGAGCUUUCAAACUGCUCCAAUGUGCCCACACAUGAGAUCUAGAGUGUCACUUAUUAGAAAACAAAGCUUACCAACACGACGUCCUUGACGUUGAACACCGGAUACACCAAAAAGCUUGCUAUUUAUAGUUUGUCCGUAUGAAACUCUCCACUAUUUGGUGAACAUGUAUGUACAAAGACAUCUGAGCUUGACUGGGAUAGAUAGAAGUCAUGUAUGUUGGAAACAAACUUUCUUUGUAAUAAAUGUUAUGAGUGCUACUUGUGUGGAGACUAUGUGUAUGUGACAAUCAUUUCAUGCUGGCAUGAACAUAUCAAACGUUACAUGGUAGGGUCGGAUGUUUCCUUCAGAUGUGUAGAUGUGAAUGUUUCCUUCAGAUGUGUAGAUGUGAAUGUUUCACGUGGUGAAAAGAUCCCUAAACCAUAGAUGGGAUGGCCUACUUUUAUAAACUAGUUUCAAUGGGGAAGAAAGGAUGGCGACACGUUCAUAAUAUCAUCUGCAACCCCAUGACAAACUUACCCAUUCAAACAUUUAUUUUUGGUUCGAUAUUUUCAGAAGAUAAUCACUAUAUUAUUAUUUGUAUAAAUCAUGUGUGUAAAUGCUAAACAAUACUAUCGGUAUUGUGCGGAUGUAUUGCUCUGAUCAACUUCAUUCUAAAUUAGUUCGUGUAUCUAACAACCCGCAGGAAAAAAACAACACUCCAGCGUCCAUUAUAAUUUGAUCACGAGCAAACACUCAAUGCAAUGUUUCCACAAAGUCCUCGUGUUUAUAAAUGAAAUAAAAUGAUGAUAGAUUUAGUCUUUAUAUUGUUGUUUU